Molecule: messenger RNA, 3971 nt
Organism: Diuraphis noxia (Russian wheat aphid)
Lineage: Eukaryota; Metazoa; Arthropoda; Insecta; Hemiptera; Aphididae
Source: RefSeq, a predicted model, not a curated record
GUUGACGUGGUGGCGAACGAUAUAAUCAUCGACGUCGUUGCACUUGCACGUUAGUAAUUAUUAUAAAAACAAAUUACCAUGUUGACUUUUUUUUGAAUUUUUUUUUUUUUUUUUAACGUUAUUACACCAUCAUUUGCCAUAUAAAACACGCGAACCACGUGCAUGAUAAAGACUAACACGUGCAAAAUAAUUUUGUAAACCACGGUGUAUGGGCACCUAUUGAGAGUUGUAAUGGGAUCGUGAUUUUCAAGAACAUUAAAAAAACACAGUUUACUAUAAUGAAUGAAUACAUGAACUAUUACGAAUGCCCCAUUUGCUUACACCACCGYCGUAGCCAGGUGUCAUUUCGYUUUUUCGAUUGUCACGUCACUGCUGCCGUCGUGUCCAUUCACCUACGAUAUUAACAAAGAAAUACUGAUAUGCAGACAAUCGUUAAAGCAGAUAACAAAAUGGAUUUUCCUUUGAAUUGGACUGAUAUAUUACUAAAAUCAAUAUCCGGUAAGACAAACUAUACAAUAGAUGUAAAAAUAGGAACUAAACGUAUUGCUACAAACCAUGAACUAAGAGACAUAACAAAAAAACGACGUAAACAAUCAAAUCCUACAAGGAUAUCUUCUAAUGAAGAAAAUACAAAAAAUGGAAGUGACAAAAAAAUAUUAUUUUCUAACAGAAACAAAACCGAAUUGAAUAAGAAUGAAGAAGUGGCAGAUUUGAAAUUAACUUGUCCCCAAAAUCCUUCGGCUUCUUUGCCUCUGAAUCUGACUAUAUCUGAAAACCAAAAACUUUCACCGAAUGUGGAACAAAAAAUUCACCUUUCUAAUGACAUACAACUCCAAAAYGACUCAUCUAUUGAAAUUUCUAAUGACCUAAGUUCUUCUUAUCAGACUUUUAUGAAAGGUAUGYCAAAUAUUGAUAAGAAAUACAACUAUUCGAAUGAAUCUACAACUUGUAUGAUGUCGUUUUCUAAAAACCAACCAUGCACCUCAGGCACGAAUGUUGGGUCGACCUCUAUUCAAAUAUUCAAUCCAGAAGCAUUUUGUGAUCAAUGUAACAAAGAAUUUUGUAACAAAUAUUUUUUAAAAACUCACAAGGCUAAUAAACAUGGUGUUUUCAGUGACAACCAUUUAAAUGGUUCCAGUUUAGAUCAGUCAGAUAGAAUUAAAAUAUCAACAUUCCCCAUGACUUGCGAUUUUUCUUCAAACAUUAAUGAUAAUUUUACUGGCGCUUCAACAUCAUCAUUGUUUAAAAGUCCAGUAUUGUUUUCUCAUUCAUCGGCAAAUACAAACACAUAUGUAUCAAAAAAUAUGAUUAACAACCAAACACGAGCGUUUUGUAGUAUAUGUCAGAAAGAGUUUUGUAAUAAAUAUUUUGUUAGGAGACAUAAAGCUAAAAUUCACGGAAUAACUGACGAUGGUGACUAUAAGAUAAAUGAUGAUGUCCCAUUAAACUUCAAAACAAAUKUACAGAUAAAAAAUGAAUUUUUAGAUUUUGUUGUCUCCGAUUCAUGUGAAAAAGCUGUUAAAACAAUAUCGCCUUCUCUUCACGCCAACGAAUCUAUAACUGAAAUUUCAAAAACACAUGAAAAAUUAUUCUUAAAAGACACUCAAGAAUUAGUAGAUAACGAAGAAGAACUUGUAAUGAAAUAUACUACAGAUGAAACCACAUACAAUAACAUUAAAGAUGAGAAUACAGAUGAUGAGCGAAAUUUAAACUACAUCAAUAAAUUAAAUAAUGAAUCAUGCGAUGUAAACGUUCUUCAAAGUAUUGAACUUAAAAGUAAUUCAAAUCAUAUUAUAAAUACGCAUAAUGAAAAGGCAGUUAUUCAAAAUGAUUUUUUCCAACCAAACACUAAAGCCAAUCAGCCUCAUACUGAAUUUAAGACUAACUUAAAUACCCCUCUUAACUUGAUGACAAAUGAUAUUGUAAAUGGUAAUUCGAUGAACAACGAUAUCGGAAAAAAAAUCAACAUCUUAAAUGAUGACCUUCCAGCUACCAUAACAAUUGUUGAAAAUGAAAAUAAAAUUGAUAAAAAUAUUGAAACAGAUGAAUCUAAAAUUGAAUUGGUGAGCAAAAGCAAGCUAAUUACAUUAAACAAUUUGUUUUUUAAAUUGAAUGGAAAUUCGUUGGAGAAUAUGUCAACAUGUUAUGUAUGCAACAUGCAAAUAAAUGGAUCAUUAAAAGCGCAUAUUUUCAAUGAACAUGAAAACAUCGUUCAUGAACUAAUGAAUGAAACUUUGGAGUCUAAUGAAAAUACACCAAUUGAACAUUCAUGUCAUGAAUGUCAUCAAAUAUUUAAUUCUUAUGUGUUGUUGAAAGAACAUGUCGAGCAAGGCGAGUGUAAUACCAAAGGCAUGGGUAGAGCGUCGGCUAGUAGCAAAAAUUCCGCAGAAAACGAGGAAUACAUUAACCACCAUACUAAAGAUUUGAAUGAAAGAAAGCAGACUUCCAUGUUAAGCAGUUUUUGCAAAAUAUGUAACAAAGAAUUGUGUAAUAAGUAUUUUAUGAAAACUCAUAUGCAACGGAUGCAUGGUAUUUCGAUUCAAAAUGGUAAUCAUAUUGGGGGAGUAGUGUGUGAUAUAUGUAACAAAGAACUUUGCAGUAAAUAUUUUCUACGAGUACACAAACAGAACUCUCAUGGUAUACUUGAAAAUGGGUCUUGCCAAAAAUACUGGGCAGAUUCGAUGACUGAGAACGGACAAUUGUCCGACGAACCUGAUAACGGUCAUAGGUAUUACAAGMACUAUACCGAAGUGUGCAAUAUAUGUCUUAGACGAUUCAGAAGUUCAAAGUGGUUGAGUGCUCAUUUAUUAAAUGAUCAUGGCUCUGAGGGAAAAACCCAAUGGAAGCACAUUCAGAAUCAUAUAGAAGAAGAAAAACAAAAUUUGCAAUCUAACAGCGAGUUGAAUGCUAGCUUAAGAGCAACUGGAAGUCCUAAACAAAAUCCAGCUGAGGAACAAAAUAUAAUAUGUGAUGAUACCAAAGAGUAUCGUUGUUCAUACUGUUCGUUUACCACGUCCAUUUUGUCGUUUCUUUUCGUACAUGAAAAGUUUCAUCUCACCGAAAAUAAAAUCACAAAGGACAUGCCAUUAACAUGUCCCACCUGCAGCGUGGCGUUUCGAAAUAAGACACAACUGGAAAAUCAUUUUACACAUUGCCAUUUCAACUCCGAUGCAAAGAAGUUACCCGUUUCGUACGCUUUGUUACAUUCAUCYGACAACACGCAAGUCACACAUAACAUAAAUGAAGAUUCGUCAGCAGAUAAGUCAUUGGACAAUAAUGGAAAUGACGUAUUCACCGACAAACUUGGAACAUCUAUCAAGCCGCAUCGAACAGAAAACGUAUCGCCGUCUAUAGGAAAAAAACACCAUAUUGCUGAAUCAAAUCACGAGCCGUUUAUAAUGCAGUCGUUUUUUCUUGAAAACUGUUCAGUAUCUCCAUCGGUCAAGAAGGAACUGAAUGGUCGCAGUGAUUCGUUUCAUUCGUCUCUAGUCUACUUACCAGUCAAGGAAAAGUUAACAUCAACUGUAAAUGUUUUCUUCAAGCUAACUCCUACAUAAUUAUCUGCAUUUUGAAGGUUAUGUGUAUGUGAAUUUAAUAUAUUMUAUAGCUCGUGACAUACGAUUGAGCAAACUAAAUUAAACAUAUUAAAUAAUAUUAUAGUUUCUAUGGUAUAAUAUGAUAUUAUAAUAUACAUUCACAGAAUUAAAAUAAGACUGAACUACAUAUUUUAUGGGUGCUGGAAUGAAAUUUGGUGAUAUUGAUAAUACUAAAGUUCCUAAUUUAGCCUUGAAUAAAAUAUUAUGUCAUAAUAUAACAUUGGUAGUUUUGUUUACAUUCCAAUUCGUAAAUUCCAACUACUUCGGGAAUCCAUAUGCACCAAAUUCAAAGUUGUAAGCUUAAUUAAAACAUAUUAUGUAAUAAUAUGAUAAUCAAAGUUUAAAAAAUGAUAUCUAAAUUUAGAUAUUUUUAAA